Molecule: messenger RNA, 582 nt
Organism: Exophiala aquamarina CBS 119918
Lineage: Eukaryota; Fungi; Ascomycota; Eurotiomycetes; Chaetothyriales; Herpotrichiellaceae
Exons: 3
Coding region: 1-582 (193 amino acids)
Source: RefSeq, a predicted model, not a curated record
AUGGCCGGACCUCCGUCGAGUGGCUACGGCGGUGCGUCGCUGCUGGACCUCUCGAAAUACCCCACUGCACAGGAAUUCGUGGCGCGAUGCCAUGAGUUCUUCCGUGAGGUUAAGGAUUUGACACCAGGCUCAGCCCUUGAAGCGCGGCUCAACCGCGACUACGGACCAGGCAACGUCUACUACGAGGAUUUCUGCCGGUACAUGCGACAGGGACUCAAGGAAGGCUGGGUGGCACAGGACGAGCUGGAUGGGCCGCGGUAUCGUCGUGGUCGCAUCGCUGCGCCAUCCGAAGACUCGUCCUUUAUCUCAAUUACUACUGUCUAUAUGGAAUCCGACGCCGAAUACCGUGGACAAUACCACAAACAUCCGUAUGGGGAGAUCAAUUGCGUGGUGCAGAUCGACGAGGGCGCAGAGUUGAAGGGCAUGCAGGGCUGGCAGGGAGCAGGCUGGACAAGCCCCGGCCCUGGUACCCAUCAUUACCCCGAAGUUCGCGGUGGCGGGCUCGUGGCGUUGUUCUUCCUCCCAGCCGGCAGGAUCUCCUAUGACGCGAAGCCUGGAGAGGCGCAACCUGUUUCGGUGUAG